UUCAAAAUAAAAUUUAAAAAAUUGUUUUUAAAUGUCAAAAUAAUUUGCGGUUUUAUUUUAAUAAAUUUUAUAAUGAUUUUUUAAUUAAAGUGUUAUCAAAAUAUUUUCAUUUUACAACUGUUAGAAGUGUUAAUUUGAUGUAUUUUUCAAAAUAAAAUAUCGUAUUUCGACAUCCAAGUCAAAUGAAGUGUAAUCCUCUUCAAAAAAAUCUUUCAGAUACCUAUCUACCUUGUGUAUGUGCUUAUUAAAAAGUAGAAAGAAGUCACAUUAAAAAAAUUUUCUAAAAUUUCGUGGCAUUUAAAAUUUAUCAAUAUAAAAUAUAAUUAUCCUCGUAAUUACUAGAAAUCGCAAUAAAUAAUUUAGCCGGUUCUUAAAAUAAAUUAAUCAUUUUUAUAGUGUUUUUCUAUUUAAAAAAAAACAAUUAUUAAAUUUUUUAUUAAAUUAUUAAGGAAACCGAUAAAAUAGUUUAUUUUUUAUGAAAAAAAGUGAAAAAAAAAAAUGUAAAUGUGUUAGUAUCAUAUAACCCAACCUAAUUGCAUUCAAUGAAAACUAAAGAAAAAAAUGUUGAAAAUGAUAAGUAUUAUUAUGGUUCGCAGCACGGAAUUUUAGAACGCGGUUUUUAGCAUUAAAAUCAUAAAUAUUAUUAGAUUUCAAUAAAGGAAAUGUGAAGGGAUUGAUGAAAAUAUAAUAAAAACCUUUAAAAAAUCCUAUUAGUUUAAUCAAGGAUGCUGUGAUUGCAUAUAUGCUUUUCAUUUAUUUUGAUGAAACUUUUUUUUUUUUUUACUUUUUUGGAAUUUAGGCUCUUUUCGUGGCACAUUUUUUAAUGAUCAUAGUGUCAGAUAAAAUAUAUAAUUGUAAAGAGAUGUUAAAUGUAUGAGUGGUUUAAUUUUUAUUGUUUCAUUUUUUUUGCAUACUUUGGAAAAUUCGUAAAGUACUUAACAAAAAAAAAAAAUAUAAGAUUGCACAUUAAUGGCUACCACUUUUCCAUGUUAACUAUUUAAAACAAAAAAAAAGCAAUUGUUUACAAACUUAUUGCAAAAAAAAAAAAAAACAAAAAAAAAAGAUUUGGAAAUAGUUAAAAGUUAAAUGUAAAAUGUUCUUUUUAAAAAUAAAUAAAAAUUAUUCAUAAGCACUAAUUUAAAUUUGCUAGUUUAUGUGCAUACAUAUUUAUUAUAUUAUAUAUGCACAUACAUAUAUAUAUAUAUAAAUAAAUACAUAGUUUGUAAAGAUGUCUGAAAUAAAACGUGUUCAAUUCACCACAAUAUCAGCCCAUACUUCGCAAAAUUCAAUUGCUUUAAUUAGUGGGGGUAGCGGAAUUACAGCUGCAUCAUGUGAAACAGGAUCAACUAAUUCUAUUAAUGCAAACAGUGGAUUUGGGACUGGUAGUGUAACUGCUAGUACAAGUAAAUCUGUAAAUAAUACUGGUUCUAACAGUUCUAAUAGCGGAAAAAACAAAACAUUUAGAUAUGAUUUGGAAUUAUUUGAACCGGAUUCAAAAGUAUUUCCAGAAUUCAAUUUCUCUAAAAUGAUGCAUAUUGAAAAGAAAAAACAAAAGAAAUUGAAACAAAUUCAAACAAAUGGUGUAUCCGAUCCGUUUGAAGAGAACGAUGAUGAUGUUGCAAGAAUUGCAAAGGAAAUGGAAGAAAAAUAUGGUAAGAGCUAUGUGAGCGGUCGUAGAAAAACGAAACAUAAUGAUUUAUGUGACAAAGGCCUUGGAUAUGAUGAAUCAGAUUCAUUUAUAGACAAUACUGAAGCGUAUGAUGAACUAAUACCUGAUGAAGUAGAAACGAUAGCUGGAGGAUUUUAUAUUAAUUCUGGUCAAUUGGAAUUUACUAAAUUAACAAAGUAUGAAAUCGAAACUGAAGAAAUUGUUAAAAGAGUAAGAUCUAAAAAGCGAGUUCUCUCAAGUUCUUCAGAAGAAUCUGAUGAAGAUGGUGAUAGUGUGGCAAGUCAAAAUAUAGAUGUAAAUGACGAAAUUGAUAUUUCUGAAAAGUCCAACAGUAAAAAACGCAAAGAAACUCAAGAGGAGAAAAUCAAAAAUGGUCAUCGUGAUAAAAAACAAAAAUCAAGUGGUGAGGAAUCUUCAUCAUCUAAAUCUAAAAUAAGGGAAUCUAAAAAAAUAAAAGAGGACAUGGUAUUUAAAGAUAACAACGCCAAAAGUGGUGAUGACGGUACUAAUUCUGAUAAUGGAAAAGAAAAACCAACCUUAAAAACCACAACUGUCAAAGAUAUGCUAAAAGCAAAACGAGAUAAUUAUUUAAAAAUGCAAGAUGAUAAAAAAUUUUUGCAAAAUGGAGUUGUAAAAAGUGGAAAUGAUUCUAGUGAAAGUACUGGUGAGGACAGUGGCUCUGAUUCUGGUCCAUCUAAAAAGAAAUAUAAAACUACUGAUGAAGAAGAUGUCGAAAGACUAAGGAGCAGUGAUACCAAAUUGCCUGAUAAUUUAUCAUCUGAAAUUUUAGCAGAUAUAAGUGAACUGAUAGAAUUUGCUAAAUGUGCAAUCAAAACUGGGAAAAAGUUUCGAUUCGAUGAAAAAAGUUCCGAAGUUUUUAUUAGGUGCGACGAUAACGCAUCAUGCUUGGACAAAGAAAUUCGAAAUCAAAUAUUUGCUCACCUAGAGUAUCAAAUGGAAUUACCUAAAUAUUAUUUGAUAAAAAAAGGAAAACAAAUGAGAAUUAAACAGGAAAAAUCAAAAAUUAAAAAGGCUUAUAUUAAAUUGAAAAAUGCGAUUGCCAAAGUAAUGCCGUCCGUUAUAAAUAGUUACGAAGCCACAUAUAAACAAAUUUCGGAGCUCAGAGCAAAAGCUAGUUCUUCUGAGUUAGAAAAGCCAGACCCCUCUCUUAAAUUACCUCGAAAAAAAUUUCCAUGGAAUGAUGCUAUGAGGAAUUUGCUUUUUGAUUUAUAUCAAACACGCUGGACAUCGUACACAGUUCUUCGAACACGUAAGGAAAAGUUUGAAGACUUUGUCAAUUCAUAUCUUCGAGAUAAGGUUGUACCAAUAUGGCCUAAUGGUUGGAUGAAAUUAGAAGAAUUACAAAAAGAAUUAGAAAAACGUAAAAACCAAUCAAAAAAAUUAAAAGAUUCAAAGAAAAUUAACUUAAACGCUGCUAGUUCAUCAAAUGUAUUAGACAAGUUGCAAGAAGUGAAUACUGCUGCUGUUGUUUCGAAAGAGAGUAUGAUAACAACAGGUUCUUCGUCGCCGUCUGUUAAUGUGAAAGUCAAUGAUGAUUCAUCAACCACAACAAAUCAAAUGUCACAAUUGUCUUCAGUAACAAUUUCGUCAUCUAUAACUGCCCAUAGUAAACCUAAUUUUGCAAAUGAAGUGCCUCAAAAACUUCCAGAAAAUUCAAUUUCAAUUAUACCAGUCGUACAACAAGAACCAAUAUUAAGUAAAUCUCAAAAACCAUCUAAUGUUCUUAACAGUAAUAACAAAAUAAGCAUUGAUAAAGUUCCACAUAGUAAUUCGAACAAUGAUAAUAAUAAAGUAGAUAAAUUAGCGAAUUCAACUAGCAAACAAAACAGUAUAACCGUUGAUAUUAUAUCACCUAGUAAACGUACCGAUCACAGUAUAAAUAGUAUAAUAUCAAAUACAUCACCUACUUCAUUAAAUUCUGCAACAGUAUCAAGUGUUUCUACAACAUCUACUAAUCGUUCUAGUUCGGGUUCGACAUCUACUACCCAUAUUAUUAAUGUUGAUGAUUUCAAAAAUACAACCGAUAUUAUUCAAACAUCAAAUAAAUUGUUAGGCAAUAAUAGUAAUAAAACUGGUAACCAACACCAUAAUAGUAAUAACAAUAAUAAUGAUAAUAAAAGUAUGAGCAAUACUGAUUGCGCUAAAAGUAGUAAUAAUAAUAAUAACAAUAACGAAAAGAUGUGUAGUAGCAACAGCAGCAGUAGUAGCAGUGGCAGUGGUAGUUCUAGCAGUAGAAAAAAAGAAUCUAAAAAGAAAAAUCGAGAUCGGGAUGGUAAUUCAAAAUCUAAAACAGGAUCAACUGAACCACCUUCGGGUUCUAUUGUUACUGAAAAUAUUUCUAAUCGCCGCGAAACAAUUGAAAGCAUAGGCAGUAGUUCUGAUUCAGUUGAGUUCAUUGAUGAAAAACUUCCCGUACCAUCAUCCACCUCAGGUGAUAAAAAAAUUGUAACGGUAAAUAAAAAUAAAUAUAUUACAAAUAAAACAGAAUAUAAUAAUAAAAGUAGAAGUGCUUCACCAGUUAAUUACACAUCAAAGAAUAAAAUUAAUAAAGAAAGCAUAUUAUUAAAUGAAAGAGGGGGAGGGGGUGGUUCUUCAGAUGGACCACCACCACCACCAUCAGUUCUACAAUCGUCUCGACUAAUAUCACCAUUAUUAAGUGGGGCGAAAGAAAAUGAUAACUUGACGAUGAGAAAUAUGAAUUCGAAUUCUAAUUUUUCUAAAAAUAAUUUUACAGAAACAACAGAAGCUGUGAGUGUAUGCAGUAAUGAAACAAAAUUCGAAAGUAGGGGUCAAAUUAAAGACGUUUGCAAUAAAACUUUAGAAUUUGAACAAAUUAAAAAAUUGGGGGAAACAACGCAAUCAAACAUCGAAACUCCAAAACUUCAACAAGAUUCUAAAAAGCAAUGACGUCAUUCGUCUAAUAUACAGUUGCCAACAUCAAAUUCAACUUUAUUAGUUUCAUCGCCAAUAAAAACAUCACCAAUUGUUUCACAACAAAAGAAAACAAAAGCGAAAAUCUCUGAAUUUUUAAUGAUGCCGCCACCAAAAUAUUUUGGUAAUGUUCCAUCAUCAAAAUUUCAGCAAUGAUAGUAGCAU
Molecule: messenger RNA, 4786 nt
Organism: Condylostylus longicornis
Lineage: Eukaryota; Metazoa; Arthropoda; Insecta; Diptera; Dolichopodidae
Gene: yem
Product: yemanuclein
Exons: 9
Coding region: 1229-4597 (1122 amino acids)
Cellular component (GO): nucleus
Source: RefSeq, a predicted model, not a curated record